Molecule: messenger RNA, 1418 nt
Organism: Zea mays
Lineage: Eukaryota; Viridiplantae; Streptophyta; Magnoliopsida; Poales; Poaceae
Cellular component (GO): chloroplast thylakoid membrane; chloroplast stroma
Source: RefSeq, marked provisional
ACUCGGCCACUCGACACCACCCUCCGCGCUCCGCAUCCGCUCCUCCCUCUGCUGCCGUGCCGGUGCCGCUAGCCAUCCCCACUUCUCACCCGCCCCCUCUCCUCUACUGCCGCCAGCCGCAACAAAGAUAUGGAUAGAGCGGCCGCGACAGCCGCAGACAUUAUCGUCAUGAUCCCAUCGCUCUCGCCUUCGCCUUUGUAGCACUACCUCCUCGUCCAUCCGCCCCCCUAUUUCGUCCCACUCGGGUUGCUAGAUCGGACUGGAUCUCUCUGCCCGUUUCUUGGAGCAGAGAUGGCCGAAAUGACCGUGACUGUCGCGGCCGCCAAAAGCACCCUCCGGACGUGCCCCGGCGCCCGCCGUGCUGCGGUUCUUGGUCGGUGGAUGCCUCUUGCACCAGCGGCGCCCGCCAACUUGAAAUUGUUCUCUCCAGCUGUGAGGGUUCCAAGGGCUACUUCCCCUGCGGCGGUUGAGGAUGGGAGCAACACUGAUAUAGUCCCUAUCCCGAAAGUUAUAAUAGACCAAGACUCAGAUCCGGAUGCAACCAUUGUAGAAAUAACCUUGGGUGAUCGUCUUGGCGAUCUCCUUGAUACGAUGAGUGCGCUAAAGAACUUGGGGCUAAAUGUUGUUAAAGCUAGUGUCUGUCUCGAUUCUACUGGCAAGCAUAUCAAGUUUGCUAUAACUAGAGCGUUCACUGGCCGUAAAAUUGAUGAUCCAGAGUUGUUAGAAGCAGUUCGACUGACGAUCAUUAACAACAUGAUACAGUAUCAUCCAGAGUCCAGCAGUCAAUUGGCUAUGGGGGCAACUUUUGGGCCAGAAGCCCCUACGGAAGAGGUUGAUGUGGAUAUAGCAACCCACAUAGAUAUCUAUGAUGAUGGCCCUGAAAGAAGCUUACUUGUGGUGGAAACAGCGGAUCGUCCAGGGUUACUGGUUGACCUUGUUAAGAUCAUCUCGGACAUCAGCAUUAAUGUCCAAUCUGGAGAGUUUGACACUGAGGGGCUCCUGGCUAAAGCAAAAUUCCAUGUCAGCUACAGGGGCAGAACACUGACCGAGGCUUUACAACAGGUUCUUUGUAAUAGCUUGCGCUAUUUCUUGAGGCGGCCGACAACAGAGGACGCCAGCUUCUAGCCAGAUAGAUGAUCAUGAAGCCUCCCAACUUUCUUAUGUGGUGGUAUUCACAUGAAUUGAAUACCAUCGUCAAAGCAUUUGAAACACGCACAAUAAUUUGUUAAGAUGGGGGGAAUUGUACUUGAUGUUAUGGCACCACACCAAUUCGAAGUAUUUUUUGUUCCAAGGCACGGGAAUCUGUUGUAUCCAAGUGCAGAAGAUUGCUAUUCUUAAUCAUGUAAUAACACAUUAUUAUUUUGCUACUUGGGAUACACCGUUUGGUGGUAAAUAAGAUGGAAUAUUGUGGGGGCCCA